AUGUCCAACUCGCCGUUUUAUGGCAACAAUUCUCUGCCUUCACAGCAAUACGAUCCAUCAUUGGGCUACCCCUACUUCCCACAGCCCGAGACCAGACACACGCCAUCUAGCCUAGGCUGGCCUCCGGGCACAGACUUUGUGAAGCUAUACAAAUUCUUCGUCCCCAAGGGCAAAUUACCAUACUUUCAGCUGCAGGAGAGGUACACACCAACUAGUCAGACUCCGCAGAGGGUACAUUUGGAUGAAUCAACACCAGGGUCGUACAAAAAGAAUCAAUUUCCUUGCCAAUAUCCGGGACCAUGCAAUGGAAAGGUCAGUGUCUUCGGUCGCCCAGCAGACCUUGAACGCCACUACAAGAAUGUCCACGCCGACGUCAAGGAUUCAUUCCCUUGCGACUACCGCAAGUGUCCUCGAUCCCAAGGAGAAAACUCUUUUACGCGAAAGGAUCACUACAGAGACCAUCUUCGAGACUACCAUAAGGAAGAUAUCGGCUGUUGCAGAGGCGAGAAAUCAUCAGGAGGGAAAGAUAAACUGAAGUGGCAGAAAGCACAGAGAUUAUGGCUUGCCGAGCGCAACAUUGAAUACAAGUACUGGCGCUGUGCCAGGUGCCUCGUCAAGAACUAUGUUGAACGACAAGGAUGGGAAUGUGCAUCAUGCAAAAGUCCCUGCGAAGAAGAUCGCGUCAGAGCUCGCCAGAAACUUGGUCCUGGGAUGCAAACCCCAGAGGAUCACAGCGAAGUUACCAUGGUGGAUGGCGCUCAAUAUGCGGCUCCCUAUUGCUCCACUUGCCAUGGUAACUCGUAUGUUGAUUAUGGAUAUGGGCCCUCUGCAUGCCCCGACUGCCAACCUACUGUGGUACCGUACUAUGAGAAUAUUGUCUAUCCGCAGUAA
Messenger RNA from Hyaloscypha bicolor E, 891 nucleotides. RefSeq lists its product as uncharacterized. The transcript is spliced from 2 exons. NCBI's taxonomy places the organism in Eukaryota, Fungi, Ascomycota, Leotiomycetes, Helotiales, Hyaloscyphaceae. Bases 1 to 891 code for a protein of 296 amino acids. The record is from RefSeq and is a predicted model, not a curated record.